CAGGGGCGGGAGCUCACUUCUCUCGACGCUAUGCGCCGCCGCAGAGCUGACCCGCCCGUCGCUCCGCCCCCUGGGAAAGCCCGCACCACCAUGGAGGAGUACCACCGCCACUGCGACGAGGUUGGCUUCAAUGCUGAGGAAGCCCACAAUAUCGUGAAGGAGUGUAUAGAUGGUGUCUUAGGAGGUGAAGAUUAUGAUUAUACCAGCAUCAACCAAUGGACUGCAAGCAUAGUCGAACAAUCUUUAGCCCAUUUGGUUAAGUUGGGAAAAGCUUAUAAAUAUGUUGUGACCUGUGCCGUGGUCCAGAGGAGUGCAUAUGGCUUUCACACAGCCAGCUCAUGUUUUUGGGAUACUACAUCUGAUGGAACCUGCACUGUGAGAUGGGAGAAUCGAACCAUGAACUGUAUCGUCAAUGUUUUUGCAAUCUCAUUUGUUCUGUGACAGACUAAAAAUGUUCAGUCAAAGCCAUUAACUUAAGAUUUUGUCAGUGUGUCCUAUCUAAAAAGAGUAAUAGUUGCUUAUUAAUUUGCUAGAUGACAACUGUGCAAUAUGCUUCAAAGCUAUCAACAAAAGCUGAAUAUUAUAAGCAAAGAAUCUAAUGGUAAGUGGACAGAUUAUUUCACAUUCUGUAUCAUAUCAUUUAAAUAGGAAGAAUUUAAUGUUAGUAAAAAAAAUACAAAACAUGGUAUAACCUGAAAAUACAAUCUUAUAUUACGUUAGCUACAUUAAUCGUAUGUACCUAAGGAGAUGGGGAAAUCUAGUCAAGUAGGUUAACAGUUUAAUAUGAGCAAAAGCCUGUCAGGACAAAUGUGGAGAAAAUAACUUAGUUCACAUUUCUUAGUUUAUUUCUUCUCUGCACUUAGUUGUACAUAUGAUUUAAUGGAAAUAAUUCUGUUCUUGCUUAUCAACUAAUACUAAAAUAUCAACUUAUUUACUUUUGGACAGUUGUUAAAUCCAUCCUUUAAAAUUUCAUUUAUUUAUUUUAUUUAUUUUAAUUUUUUAUUUUUAACCAGGGCACUGCUCAGUUCUGGCUUAUGGUAGUGCGGGGGAUUGAACCUGAGACCUCAGAGCCUCAGGCAUGAGAGUCUGUUUGCACAACCAUUAUGGUAUCUCCCCCACUCCAUUCUUUAAAUUUCCAAAUUCUUGGAUUUACAUUUGAGGAUGGAUGAAAUCUAUUUAAACAGAAUUAUAGCGUGUGAUGCAAGGUAGAGGACUCUAACAGCUGCCUUUCAAUUCACUCAUUCUGUGUGGAGCAUUCAAUUUCUUUUUUUUUUUUUAAUUUUUUAUUUUUAACCAGGGCACUGCUCAGUUCUGGCUUAUGGUAGUGCGGGGGAUUGAACCUGAGACCUCAGAGCCUCAGGCAUGAGAGUCUGUUUGCACAACCAUUAUGGUAUCUCCCCCACUCCAUUCUUUAAAUUUCCAAAUUCUUGGAUUUACAUUUGAGGAUGGAUGAAAUCUAUUUAAACAGAAUUAUAGCGUGUGAUGCAAGGUAGAGGACUCUAACAGCUGCCUUUCAAUUCACUCAUUCUGUGUGGAGCAUUCAAUUUCUAUUAAAGCAUACAUCUCUGCUAGGCAUUAAAGGUAUCAGUGUUAUUCAUAGUCUUAGAUUUUCUGGUACCUGUUCAGUUAGACUACUAAUAUUUAUGUUUUGGGGCAGUAAAGACUUUGAAAAGAGAGAGAGAAAAGGUGAAUCUGGUUAUCCAUGUAGAAGUGAGCAACGUUGGAAGCACUUACUGCUGACAGAGAAUUAUAGAUGUAAUGUUAAGAAUUGCUUCUAGCAAGUAAAAAAUACAUAAAACAUGCAACUCUUAAUUAAAGGCCUUCUUUGCAGCCUAACUAUAUACAUAUGCAUUUUAUCAUUGCUUUAGUUACAACAAUAAAACACUUGUAAUAAUCACGUGGGGUUCAAAUUAAGUGGAGAAAAUAUACAAUCACUAGCAGGUUAUCAACUAACUGUCUCAGGGCUUAUGAAAUAUCAUUAAAUUUAUUGAGAAAGUGAAAGAUGAGAAAUUAGGGAACACAGCUGGUCAUCAAAUACGAAGUCAGUCUGCUAUUUAACCUUAAAAGCAGAUCCAACCUAGCAUAUUACCACUAACACUAGUACAUAGAAGGAGUAGAACCAUGAUUCAUUGCAUUUUUUGGAGGAAAGAAAAGCUUAGUAUUAAUACUGACAAAAUUAAGAUAGUAUUCUGGCAGAAAUACUAUGAAUGUGUGAUAUUUUUGCUGAGUGACAGUAAUUAUUAAAUGUCUAAGUAGAAUUCUAAGGAAGUACAAAGUCAGAGUUUGAUGCAGUGAUCUAUAUUUUUGCCAAAAAUGCUCAUAGUCACUUCUGUUACUUUACACUGCUGGCUUUUGUGUCCUUGAAGAUUCUAUUAAUGAUCAAAAUAACUGUCCAGUUGAGACUUGCUUUUGAUUUUUGUUGUUGAAGCCUGAAUUUAAAAGAAUAAUAAAAAAUACCUCGUGAACUUGCUACUAUCUACUGUUUCUAGUUAAAAUAUAAUAAAGAUUAUCUUCUUGUGCUGUA
Molecule: messenger RNA, 2524 nt
Organism: Erinaceus europaeus (western European hedgehog)
Lineage: Eukaryota; Metazoa; Chordata; Mammalia; Eulipotyphla; Erinaceidae
Gene: DYNLT3
Product: dynein light chain Tctex-type 3
Exons: 5
Coding region: 31-441 (136 amino acids)
Biological process (GO): microtubule-based movement
Cellular component (GO): cytoplasmic dynein complex; cytoplasm; kinetochore
Molecular function (GO): dynein intermediate chain binding
Source: RefSeq, a predicted model, not a curated record